AUGGCGUCUAGGAAUCGUUCAGGUAACGGGUUACCAGGCCAGGCGGGCACGGAAGUCGAUUGGGCGACGAUUGUACGACCCGAUCCUCCGUUCGUUCGGUGGAUUAAGGAGCAUCACGCUGCCGCGUUAACCCGCUGCGACGCCGACGAAAACAUCGAAAGCCACGACGACGACUUCAACGACGACUUUGGUGACGACUUCAGCGACGACUUCGGCGACGGCGACGACGAUGGCGAAAGCGAUGCCGAAAACGACGGCGAGUCGGACGACUCGUACGAUAUCGACGAGUACCACCUCAGAGAGCGGUUCGGAAGGCCGUAUGACUCAACGGAAGAGUUGUUUCGAGACAGGGAAGCGGAUCGAAACAGGGAAACGGAUCGAAACAGGGAAACGGAUCGAGACAGAGAAACGGAUGCAGAGGCCGAAACGGGACGCGUGGAGGAACCGGGUCGCGUGGUGCAACCGGGUGGCCUCGAGGUCCCUUGGUACGAACUUCAAGAAGGCGAGAAGGAAGGAGAGGAAUUGGCGGAGCUCGCGGCGCGGAAGAUGAGUCAGUGGAGCGAUGCGGAGCUGAUGGAGCUCGCAGCGGCUGUCGUUUUCUGCCGGCACAGCGGGGAAGUCACGAUACGGAGCGGCGGUAGGGGGGACAUAUACUGGCGGCAGGUGUGGCGCGCGAUCCGGCGUGGGAACCCCGAAUGGCGGCGCAUCCCGACAGCGAUGGCGAAGCAGUGGGUGCGCAUGAAAGCGCGAUACGACGCGGAGACGCACGACCCGCGGCGGAAGCGGCGGCGGCGGAAGCCGGGGGGGACGGGGCGGUGCCCCGCGAAGGGGAGGCCGCCGGGGGGCGCGGAGCAGCAGGCGGGGGGGGGCUCAGUUGAGCAGCGGCAGGGAGGGUCUACUAACGCGGAUGAGCAACUUAAUGACGAGUCAGGGGGGAACACAGGGGCGAAGGCAAAGGUGAGGGGAAGGCCCAAGGGGGGAUGGUGGAUUGGGACAAAACCAGCAUGGGGGCCGGGGGCAGAACCAGCAUGGUUUGAGUACAUUCGACUGUUCUAUGAAACUGAGCUUCAGGCGAGGAAAUGCGUGGCAGCCAAAAAGGCUAGAAGAGCAGGUAGAGUGUCUGCUGCUGCUGCUGCUGCUGCUGCUAAGGUGUUUACGGCAAGGAAGCAGCCGGCUGAAAUGCCGGCUUAUGCGUUCCCUAAGAGCAUUGGUUCAGGGUGGGGAGAGUCUGUUAGGCAACGGCAGGAGCAGCAGCAGCAGCAGCAGCAGCAGCAACAGGAGCAGGAGCAGCAGCAGCAGCAGCAGCAGCAGCAGCAGCAGCAGCAGCAGCAGCAGCAGCAGCAGCAGCAGCAGCAGCAGCAGCAGCAGCAGCAGCAGGGGCAGCAGGGGCAGCAGGGGCAGCAGGGGCAGCAGGGGCAGCAGGGGCAGCAGGGGCAGCAGGGGCAGCAGGGGCAGCAGGGGCAGCAGGGGCAGCAGGGGCAGCAGGGGCAGCAGGGGCAGCAGGGGCAGCAGGGGCAGCAGGGGCAGCAGGGGCAGCAGGGGCAGCAGGGGCAGCAGCAGGGGCAGCAGGGGCAGCAGGGGCAGCAGGGGCAGCAGCAGCAGCAACAGCAGCAACAACAGCAACAACAUCAGCAACAGCCGCAACAACAGAAUCAGCAGCAACAGCCGCAACACCAGCAGCAACAGCAGCAGCAGCAACAGCAGCAACAACAGCAGCAGCAGCAGCAACAGCAGCAGCAACAACAGCAGCAGCAGCAACAGCAGCAGCAGCAACAGCAGGGAUACAACGGGCCAUUACUAUUACCAUCACCAUCACCAUUCCCGUUCCCGUUCCCAUCACCGUUCCAGUUCCCGUUUCUGCCGUUCUCUUCACCCUUCGCGCUUCUCCCUUUACCAGCAGCAGUGCCACCCACUGUCUCUCCUUUUGCACCUGCUGAGAGGCAGAGGCAACCCUCUGAAUCAAGGCAACCCUCUGACUCAAGGCAACCCUCUGACUCUAGGCAACCCUCUGACAACUAUUUGCAGAGCCUGCGUAACAAAGUCGCGCCUAUUCCUGCUCCCACCGCUACAGAUCCGAUUCAUGACAUCAUGCGAAAAUACACUGACUCGACGCAAGGACGUGGGGACUCGACGCAUCAGGCAAGGGGAUAUGGUGCAUCAGGCAACAGCAUGUUGCGCGUGCCUGGUAACAGGGUUACGUUUGCUGCUGGCGCUACAUCCCCCCUGCCUGCUACACCCCCCCUGCCCGCUACAGCCCCCCUUCCUGCCACAGCCCCACUUCCUGCUGCAAAUUUUCACUCGGCGAGUUAUGAACCGGCAUCAACCCACAGACAAGGUGCAGAAGCACCAGCGGAUGAUUUGACUUCUGGGGGUGUCUCACUGCGUGAAAGCAAUGGUAGGAGGGAGCAGAAAGAUAGGGAUGGUAGGAGGGAGCAGCGAGAGCGGAAUGAGAGGAGAUCUGCAAGGAUGGGAGCAGAGGGAUUCACAGGAGGUGGAAAGGAUUCGAGCGCAGGGGUUUCGGGCGAGAGGUGGGGCGAGAGGCGGGGCGAGAGGUUGGGCGAGAGGUUGACUGCAGCGAUGGGUGCUGCGGUGAGAAACGCGUGCAUUCAGUUUGAUGAGCUCACUCGGGAGUUGCUGCAUGAUGCGUACACGCGGUUUGAGGAGCUUUCUCAGAAACUGGCACAGGAUGCUUCUGUGGAUGCUCACUCGCGGUUUGAGGAGCUUUCACAGCGAGUGGAGGAGGAUGCUAGCAUGCAGUUUGAGGAGAUUGCGAGAGAGCUAAUGGAGGAGACUGCGGCGGCUUGCUGA
Closterium sp. Naga37s-1 is the source of this 2808-nucleotide messenger RNA. NCBI's taxonomy places the organism in Eukaryota, Viridiplantae, Streptophyta, Zygnematophyceae, Desmidiales, Closteriaceae. The record is from the annotation of a GenBank genome assembly.